UUCUAUUACAGGAAAGGUGGGUGUUUUAAUGUGAUAGAUAGUUAACAUAUUGUAAAGAUACCUGUCAUGUUUGUGAUGUUACUCUGAGCCGGUAUAUCCACACCGAGCAAGCUUGAAAAAUAUGCCUGAGGCUGACCACGGUGGGAAUCGAACGUACUCCUUUGGAACACAAGCCCAUCGUAGUUUCGAUUCCCACCGUGGUUCGAAUCGUAGGUUCGAUUCCCACAGUUACCAGGCAUAUUUUUCAAGCUUCCCGGUGUGGAUAAACACUCAGAGUAACAUCACAAGCAUCAUAUUCACCUGAGUACACAACAUCAACAGGGAAAAAAUCAUAUUACUAGAUUGCAUUGAUAUCGAAGGAACUAGACUGAGUUCCGAAAUAUCACAUACUCGAACCGACCUGACGGCGUAGCUCAGUUAGCAUAGCAUUUGGCUGGUAUUCCAAAGGUCGUAGGUUCUAUUCCUACCGUUGCCAGGCAUAUUUGUCAAGCUUGCAACACCAACACAGAAAAAAAUGAUACCUGUUAUGAUUAAAUUACCUGAACAUUUAGGAUCGUUUUUCAAGGAUAGUUACAUUUGUAUAAAAGUAGUAACUGCAUGAUCCAAUUGUUAAUACGUAAUUGCAUGGAUAUGAUUGGGUUAUGAUUUUAGUGAACCUCUAGACAACAUUCUAAAAUUGAAAGAGGCCGCAUGCUUAGAAAAAAUCCAUUCGUCUUCAAAGUUUCGUGAGCUAAAAUUCAUUCUAAUGGCCAUUCCCCAAUUAACCAAAAUUUUGAACUCAACAAGUCUAAACAAAAUUUUUAUCAUAGCAUGAAAAAGCAUCACAAAAUUAGUAAUAUUCCAAAGUUUCGUUGCGAAAUGUUGUAAAAUGCGGAUAAUGUAGCCUUGCGAAGUUUGCAAUUUUCUGUCAUUUUAGAUUACAAACGGGAAAUGGUUACCACUUCCGUGCGUAAUACAAAAUGACUGAAAAUUACAAACUUCGCAAGGCUAUAUUAUCCGCAUUUUACAACAUUUUGCAACGAAACUUUGGAAUAUUACUAAUUUUGUGACGCUCUUUCAAGCUGUGAUGAAAUUUUUGUUUAGGCUAGUUAAGAUAUAGAUCGUCCAUAUAUCAUAACAAAUAAUCUGAAUACAUUUGUAAUUUGUAAUUUUGUUUAAUUCACCCAAAAUAGCUGCUGUAAUCACAUUAAUUUUCGAUUAUAAUUACAAUACAGGGCUAGGAGACUACUAGAAACCUAUCAGCCUUUUCAUUUUAGUCCCCUAACUUAUACAUUAAUAGAUAAUAUAUAAUAAAGUUUUUACAGUUCGAAACUUAAAACAAAACAAAUCAUGAAAAUAGUACAAACCUAACCAAGCAAAUCUACGAAAGAACAUUGCAUAAAUGAGUAUAGAUAAGUACACUUUCGACGUUAGAUGCAGGUCAACUAUUAGUGCAGGUUGUAAUUGUGAAGCGUAUAUAUAACGAAAUCGAGCACACAGUUGUGUCAAGUUGUUACAGGUUUAAUAAUAUACAUAAGAAUAUUGCUCGAUUGUGAUUGGUUGAUCCCAAACAGCAGCGCAAAAUUCUGUAACAACAGUGCAAAAAUCUGUAACUGAUCGGACUGGUGGAAAAAACAUUUUAUCUAAAAUCGACCAAUCAGCUUACUGUAAAGCAGUCCUCAAGUAUCGGUCACAGAUUGCUUCGAAACAGGGCGGCCGCGCUACUAAAUUAUGUCUUUUUUUAAAUGGAAAAGAAUUUACCAAGACGAACAAACAUUACCGAAUAGUUGAGUUAAAUUUUCAAGCCGUUAGCUCUGUAUAAUGUGAUGUAAUAACAAAGCAGGAAAACUAGCUUGUCUGUUCGCUGUGUCAACGAACAAGUUUAAAAUACACUGUUGUAAGUUAAAAAUACACUAUUGUCUCGAACAUUUUUACGUGUAUUAUUAAUGCGUAAUAUGAUAGUUUCUCGUGAUAUUUAGUUAGAACAAGUACUCGUGAGUUUUUCAAAGACCUCAAAUAGCAUUACUCAUCCGGACAGGUGCUAUUUUGACGCUCGUUACAAAACUCACUCGUGCAUGUUGUACCAAAAUGCACUCGAAACUAACCUAUUACCUGUACUAAGCCGGUGAUGGUCAAGACAACCUAUAGAAAUAAUAGACAUAGAAUGCGCGGUGAUGACGAAUCAUGUCUCCACUUUUUCACCGUGCGUGCCCUUUUGAAUGCGCCAUUUUGAAUUUUGGCCAGGAGUGCAAACUACAGGGUACAAACAAAGCUAAAACUACGUUUUUAUCGUCAAAACGUUUUGUCUUGUUGUCUAAUUUGUAGUUUGGGGAUAGAUUUUGAGUAUCUUGAAGGCACAAACUGUCAAAGCAAAUGUACAGUAACAAAACGGUGAAAAUCGUGCAGCCUUGUAAAAACAAAGUAUAGCGGUCUAUAGAUUCGCGAAAAUAUAAUUUACUCAUAAAACAUUUUUUCAUGCUCUGAACGUAACUGUUUUGCUAAUAUCUUAUAAGAUUACAAAAGGAUAGUUCUUUCUUCGUCGGGUUUCGUUUUUCUUCCAUAUAAACGAAGUGUUUUCAUGUUCUUGAAACAAAAAUAUUUAGUUGUCGAUAAACUGUAAAUUGCCUAAAAAUAAUCGUCGAAAACUAUGGUUUCAAAAGCGUUGCCUCAAGCUCAAGCAACGUAGAAAAAUAUGUAAUAUAAUUGUGCAAGUUUAAAAAGAUUCUUGAACUCCAUUUAUAUUAUAAAAGAGUUGAAAUAUUUGUAGAACAUGCCUAUUGAGUUUGUCUUGAUCUUUCGUGUUUUGUUUUGGCUUGCACAACAACAUAUGGUUGAAGAUGUAUUUUUAAACGACGAUUUCUGCAUAUAUUCUGUUCAGAACUACUGCUUUUCGUAAAAAAGUCCACUGGAAUGGGUUUUUAGACACUUUUUCUUCUUUUCCAAACGAUUUUUCCAAACUUAUAAAAACUUUUGCAAACUUUUCAGUUGAAAAAACAAUUCGCUCUCCCUGCAACCGCGCGAAAUUCCUUGCAUUCAGGAGUCUGGGACCAACCAAAAUGCAAUUUUCAAUGCGCCAUUUUGUGGAGACAAAUUGUUUACUGAGAAAAGAUAGGAGCACGCAUUCUAUGUCUAUUAUUUAUAUGAGACAAACUCGAUCUGUGUUUAAUUUAUUAUGGCUCGCCCUGGAAAUCAGAUACGCUGUUCACACUUUAUCUUAGUUUGAACUUAUUUCAUUUUAAAUAGAAAAUGAAUAUGUAUGGUUUACGAAUGUUCUAUUCUGUAAUUUUCGUGCAAUGUUUGGUGUUUCCACUUGCAAGUGCUUCCCAGGCUGGCUCGUGUUUUUCAUCGUCAUUCUCAAGAGCAAUUGGUUACAUCCUUCGUGGAUUUUUACUUGGUGAAAUGAAAGUGGCUACAGUGAUUGAAUGCAAGAAGCGUUGUGUCAUCAGUGCAAACUGUUUAUCAUUGAAUAUAUUAACAAACGGCGAUGGAAGCUUCAUGUGUCAGCUGAACAGUGAUGUGAAGGAAAACGGAGUCAAGGAACAGUUUGUACAGCAUGGGUCUGGGGAGUACUAUGGCUUGAAGGUACGUCCAGCAAAAACUUUGAAACUUAUUUUCCGAGAAACAUUUCUUGUGGAGUUGGGGGAAACAGUUUGGUCGAAACAUUAUAUCUAGCCAUGCAAUUUUCUCAAAGGCCAGUACACUAUGAAGUACCAUAUGUAUCCCGUCCAUGUUUGACAAAGGUGUAGGUAAUUAGGAAAUAUGCAUCAUUACUGUUUAAUAUAGUCUAUCCAUGUUCCGUAAAAAUGUGCAAACCAGUGAUGCAAAUCGUGGAAUUUUAAUUUCUGUCGCAAAAUUGGGAUAUAUUUGUAAUAAACAUUUGCUGGUAUAGAAUACCUUGAGAAAUUUGGUAACUUACAACAAAUAUACUGGUUACUGGAUCAUUCUUUAGGGGGGGUUUUCUCAAUUUAAAAUCCUGUAAUAAAUCAGUAUCUGUUUUAUCGUACAUGAUAUGAUAUAUUUAACAGUUAUUCUACGAACUGGAGUCAAAUAUAAGCUGAUAGCCAAUGAAGCGCGUAGCGCCGAAUCGGCUAUCGCUCAUAUUCGACGAGAGUGAGUGGAAUAACUGUUUUAUUAUUCCAGACCUUGUGCAUAUAAUAAUAAUUAAUAUAUUCUAUACAUCAUUAUAUAUGCUUAGGAAACAUAUGCAUUCUUUUGUUAUAUAGAUAAUUUUAUUACAUAUCCGACAGAUUGAAAUCAGUAUCUUUCUGUUGUUCUAGGAAAAGAAACUAUGCGAGAACAAUGGGAAAAUAUGUCAUACAG
Paramuricea clavata is the source of this 4299-nucleotide messenger RNA. The record is from the annotation of a GenBank genome assembly. NCBI's taxonomy places the organism in Eukaryota, Metazoa, Cnidaria, Anthozoa, Malacalcyonacea, Plexauridae.